Molecule: messenger RNA, 905 nt
Organism: Candidula unifasciata
Lineage: Eukaryota; Metazoa; Mollusca; Gastropoda; Stylommatophora; Geomitridae
Source: the annotation of a GenBank genome assembly
AUGGAGAGAGCCAAGCAGACGACGGACGACAGCAGCAGCGGUAAAAUAUUUGGGAACUACACACGAAACCUGUACUCUGUGUUCAAGAAAUAUGACAACAAUGACAGAAUCCAAUCCAGCAAUCUCAGGAAAGCCUUUAUUGAUCUUGACCUUUACCCUUCACAUUCUCAAAUUCAAGAGAUGGUUCACUGCGCUGUAGAAUAUGGCAGCCCAUGUGAUGCUGAUCACGUGACUUUUGGGGAAUUUUCUGUUCUUGUUGAUGAACUGCAGCAUUAUUACGAGAUUGGUGCCUCUCCUGCCUUGCCCAAGUCUGUUAUCAAAAACAAAAGUGCUGGAUUUGUAGCUCGCAGAACUAGAAAAGAAAGUCUGGCCAAUUUUCAAGUGUUCUUGGGUGGCUCAUGUGGAUGUAGCCAGCAACCCUCCAGGUGGCGUAGUGAGACUGCUAUUCCCUUCCUGAAGAAAGAAAACAUUACAUUCUACAACCCGCAAGUGAAUACCUGGAGACCAGAACUGGUGGAGCUAGAAGACAGGGCUAAGAAUCUGGCGGCUCUACAGUUCUUCAUGAUAGAUAACAACACCAGAUCAGUGGUGGCUGUGUGUGAGAUUGCAUACCUUGUUGGCUGUGGAAGACAGAUCAUUGUGGUGUUCAGUAACUUCAACUCAGAAGUGGAGGAGGUUGCCAUGGAGAAAACUUCUGAAAGGGAACGGGAGGACAUAAUGCGGGCACGUAAUGUAUUGAUGGACAUCAUUGAGAGGAAUGGAAUCCCAGUCUUCCAGGAUCUAGAGUCUGCUCUACAUUGUGCAGCCAUACAUCUGAAGCAGGGGGUGAAAGUUCAAGAUCUAACUGUUGAUCAAGGGGCCUUGCCAGUUAAACAUGGCCAUGUCUUGGUUGGGGAAGCAUUACU